Aspergillus versicolor CBS 583.65 is the source of this 2901-nucleotide messenger RNA. RefSeq names its product glycoside hydrolase family 115 protein. Lineage: Eukaryota; Fungi; Ascomycota; Eurotiomycetes; Eurotiales; Aspergillaceae. The record is from RefSeq and is a predicted model, not a curated record. The transcript is spliced from 2 exons. Bases 1 to 2901 code for a protein of 966 amino acids.
AUGAAGCUGAUUUGCCCUAUUUCUCUUCUCGUUGCCGUGCUCACGACAGCCGAACCCUACCUUCUAUUCACCUCUGGUAGUAGUGAAUACCAGCUUGCGAGUAACACGGCUGCGCCAGCUAUAUGGGUAGCGCAGAAUGAGCCUGCUGGGGUCCCCCGGGCCGCACAUGAUUUGGCCAGUGACUUUGGCCGCGUGCUCGGUGUUAAUGGAACCGUGCGUGUCCUCGAUACCAAUGUCCCACAAUCACCAGGAAAUGCAGUCAUCAUUACCGGAACGGUUGGUCAGUCUGUUCUCAUCGACCAGCUUGUGUCCAACGGGAAGCUCGACGUAUCUACAAUUGAGGGCGAAUGGGAAUCAUACGUCUCCCGGGUCGUCGAGAACCCCUUUGCCAAUGUUCCGUGGGCCCUUGUCGUAGCUGGGAGUGACCGGCGGGGAACAAUCUAUGGCUUGUACGACAUAUCUGAGCAGAUGGGAGUUUCGCCGUGGUACUGGUGGGCGGAUGUCCCCGUGAAGACGAAGGCCAGCAUCUGGGUCUCGCCGGAGGGCACGUCCCAGAAAUCCCCGUCCGUCAAAUAUCGCGGGUUCUUCAUCAACGACGAGUCGCCGGCGCUAUCGGGCUGGGUCAGCGAAAACUUUGGGACCAAGUUUAAUAGCGCCUUCUACCAGCACGUGUUCGAGCUCUGCCUCCGUCUCAAGGGCAAUUAUCUCUGGCCGGCCAUGUGGGGCAAGAUGUUCUACGUCGACGAUGUCCGCAAUGGGCAGCUGGCGCAUGAUUACGGGGUCAUCAUGGGCACGAGCCACCACGAGCCGAUGGGCCGGUCCGAGCAGGAGCAAAAGGCCUAUCUGGACGGAGAGUGGAAUUGGAAUGAGAACCAGGCAAAUAUCGAGUCCUUCUUCCAGGAGGGAAUUGACAGGGCGAGGGAAUGGGACACAAUGUGGACCAUGGGAAUGCGCGGCGAAGGGGAUGCCGCAUCGCCCACCUUGACAGCAGCCGAUCUUGAAGAGUUAAUUCAGGCGCAGCAGAAACUACUGGUAGAUUCAUUUAAUGCCAGUGACCCCGCUAGUAUUCCUCAGACGUGGGUGCUAUACAAGGAGGUCAGUGAUUACUACGCGGCGGGGAUGGAGGUUCCAGAAUCUGUUACCCUUCUUUGGACCGACGACAAUUCGGGUAAUCUUAUUCGUGUGCCCAUUGCGAACGAGACUUCUCGAUUAGCAGGCGCAGGGGUGUACUACCAUUUUGACUACGUGGGCAGCCCACGGAGCUACAAAUGGAUCAACACAAUUCAGCUAGUCAAAACAUGGGAGCAGAUGCAUUUAGCCUACCAGAAAAGUGCUAGGCAGAUAUGGAUUGCGAAUGUCGGAGACAUCAAGGGACUCGAGGUGCCAUUGACUCACUUCAUGGAUAUGGCGUACGACAUGGACGGCUUUAUGAGCCCGGAUUCCACCACAAAGUGGCUGAAGCGCUGGGCUGCCCGGGAAUUCAACCAGCGUAUUGCUGAUGACACUGCCGAUAUUCUCAAUCAUUAUGGAACCCUUGUUGCCCGCCGCAAAUACGAACUCCUCAGCCAGCUGCCCUUUGCAUUCAGCACGAUCUAUUACGAUGAAGCAGAGGUCAAUCUGGCCCAAUGGGAGAGUCUACUGGCUCAGGCUCAAAGCGUUUACGAUUCGCUUGACCAGGCAACUCGAACUCCCUUUUUCGAAAUGGUUUUGCACCCAGUACUGGCCGGAAAGAUCGUUGUGGACCUUUACACGAAGACUGCAUUCAACAAACUAUACCAUCAGCAGGGCCGGAUCAGCGCAAACCACGUUGCCCAGGAAGUGCAGGAUUUAUUUGCUGAAGAUUCUGCAGUCACGGAGCGAUAUCACGGUGUCAAAGGAGGCAAAUGGAGGCCGGUGAUGGAUCAGGUUCACAUUGGCUACAGUUCAUGGGACGACCCAGUGGACAACACUAACGUCAUGCCGUCUUUGAGCUAUGUAACAGCUCCACAGGGUGCUGGGGGUAUCGGAAUCGCUGUACAAGGGAGUGCAGCAUCCUAUCCAGAGCAGAAAACAUUGCGCCUUCUCUCCGUGGACCCUUAUAUGCCGCCGUCAGAGUCUCGGUAUAUUGAUAUAUUCGCUCGGAAAAACACCACAGUGUCGUACUCCAUUUCUUCCAACACUUCCUAUGUCACAAUUUCAAAAGCAAACGGGUCAGUAUCAGCAGCUGGUGAUAGGUCUGACGUGCGUAGCGUCAUCACUGUUGAUUGGGCUUCUGCGGAUCCCGGUUUGUCAUACACCGAACUGGAAGUACAGACGAGCGAUGGAUUUACCGCCACGCUGGUACUCCCCGUCAACAAAACCAUCGUCCCUACCAACUUCACCGGGUUUGUCGAGUCGAAUGGGGCCAUCUCCAUCGAAGCAAGCCACUAUACCAGCGCCGAGACAAAAAACAGCGUCUCGUACGUCGAGAUCCCGCAUUACGGACGCACCCUAUCUGCCGUCAAGCCCUGGCCAGUAACCAUGGGGACGCAGUAUCCCAACACCGGGCCGGCGUUGCGAUACUCCCUAUACACCACGACCGCAUCGUCCAGUGCAAAGCUGGUCAUUAGUCUCGGUGCCUCGCAUAACCAUGACCCCACGCGGUGGAUCAAAUUUGCCUAUUCAUUCGAUGGCGCGGUGCCCGUUACCGUCCGCCCCGUGUCCACUGUGCCGCCGUACAAGGAAGAACAAGCCUGGCAGCGAGCGGUGAUCGAAAAUAGCUGGACAUCGGUCGUCGAGCUCCCUAGUGUGGUUGAGACGGGCGCGCAUGAGCUGUCAAUCUGGCUCCUUGAACCUGGAGUGGUUCUGCAGAAGGUUGUGUUGGACAUGGGGGGCUAUCGGGACUCGGCACUGGGCCCGCCUGAGAGUAUGAAAGUUACUUAA